Pseudopodoces humilis (Tibetan ground-tit) is the source of this 10225-nucleotide messenger RNA. It is a transcript of the gene FOXK1, whose product is annotated as forkhead box K1. The record is from RefSeq and is a predicted model, not a curated record. Lineage: Eukaryota; Metazoa; Chordata; Aves; Passeriformes; Paridae. Gene Ontology annotation, molecular function: RNA polymerase II cis-regulatory region sequence-specific DNA binding; DNA-binding transcription factor activity, RNA polymerase II-specific; protein binding. Gene Ontology annotation, biological process: regulation of transcription by RNA polymerase II.
GCGGCAGCCGGCCGUCACCAUAGGCCGCAACUCCUCACAGGGCUCCGUGGACGUCAACAUGGGGCACUCCAGCUUCAUCUCGCGGCGGCACCUGCAGCUCAGCUUCCAGGAGCCGCACUUCUACCUGCGCUGCCUCGGCAAGAACGGCGUCUUCGUGGACGGCGCCUUCCAGCGCCGCGGCGGCCCGGCCCUGCAGCUCCCGCCGCAAUGUACUUUCCGAUUUCCUAGCACGGUUAUAAAGAUCCAGUUCACAUCUUUAUACCAUAAAGAGGAAGUAAAAGAGGAAGCCUCAACACAUCCCCUUCGGCCACUUUACCCUCAAAUUUCACCUCUGAAGAUUCACAUCCCGGAGCCGGAUCUCCGGAGCGUGGUCAGUCCCCUCCCAUCCCCCACAGGCACUAUCAGUGUUCCCAACUCUUGCCCAGCCAGUCCACGUGGUGCUGGAUCCUCAGGAUAUCGUUUUGUUCACAACAUUACCUCGGAUCUGCAGCUGGCAGCAGAGUAUGCAGCAAAGGCAGCAUCAGAGCAGCAGGCAGAUGCAUCUGGCGGGGACAGCCCAAAGGAUGAAUCCAAGCCACCCUAUUCUUAUGCUCAGCUAAUUGUGCAGGCUAUAUCUUCAGCACAGGACAGGCAAUUAACACUAAGUGGGAUCUAUGCCCACAUUACCAAGCAUUAUCCGUAUUACAGGACUGCUGACAAAGGCUGGCAGAAUUCCAUUCGGCACAACCUCUCCUUGAACCGUUACUUUAUUAAAGUCCCACGCUCCCAAGAAGAGCCUGGAAAGGGCUCCUUUUGGCGAAUUGACCCUGCCUCUGAAGCCAAACUUGUAGAACAAGCAUUUAGAAAAAGAAGGCAAAGAGGAGUGUCCUGCUUCCGAACACCUUUUGGGCCUCUCUCCUCCAGGAGUGCUCCUGCCUCCCCUACUCACCCUGGCCUGCUGUCCCCUCACUCUAGUGGCCUACAGACUCCAGAGUGCCUGUCACGGGAGGGCUCACCCAUUCCACACGAUCACGACUUUGGGUCAAAGUUAGCCUCAGUUCCAGAGUAUCGGUAUUCCCAGAGUGCACCCGGAUCUCCAGUGAGUGCCCAGCCAGUGAUUAUGGCUGUUCCUCCCCGACCAUCCACCCUGGUGGCCAAACCAGUGGCCUACAUGCCAGCAUCCAUAGUGACUUCUCAGCAGCCUUCGUGCCACGCAAUCCACGUCGUUCAGCAAGCUCCCACAGUUACCAUGGUCCGAGUGGUGACCUCCUCUGCAAACUCUGCAAAUGGAUACAUCCUCACAAACCAGGGCACAGCAGGAGGAGCUCAUGAAGCUGCAGGAGCAGUGUUGGACUUAGCUGCUGACCACCGAGGCAUGGACGAGAAGCCAACGAUCGCAUUUGCCACGAUCCCCACAGCCAGCCGUGUUAUCCAGACCGUGGCCAGUCAGAUGGCCCAGGGUGUCCCUGGGCAGACUGUCACCAUCCUGCAGCAGGCAGCUCCGGUGGCCCUGGGCCAGCACCAGCUCCCGGUGCGGGCGGUCACCCAGAAUGGCAAACACGCCGUGCCCACCAACAGCAUCGCCGGCAGCGCCUACGCUCUUACAAAUCCACUGCAGCUCCUUGCAGCCCAGGCCAGCUCGUCCACUCCUGUUGUAGUCAGCCGGGUCUGCGAGCCAGGGACCGAAGAGACGGCAGCAGCCUCCUCCAGUGAGCCUGAAGUGAAAAGACCACGGAUAGAAGAGCCCAGUGGUGCAGUGCCAGCCCAGACUGGAGUCAUCACAUCCACAGUGCCACAAGGACAGGCAACCAGUGAAUGAAGAACCGGUGGGAGGAGCUGGAGUGAUGGCGGGGUGGGCAUGGGAUGGCAGGAGCCCUAAAGCAGCUUUCACAGGAAACCAACCACAACUGUAACAGCUCAAAACACAGCUGAUAAAGAGCUCUUUUUAAAGGCAGAUUUUUCAAUGGGAGGGCAAGAGCUAUUAGAAUCACAAGGUGCCAAAAAGAAUGGAAAAAUCCCUCCCAAGAACCCAUAUCUGGAACUCUGUUCUGUCUCUACUUACGGGAUAUUUUUUUCCUUUUUCUCUUUUUUUUUUUUUUUUUUUUUUUUUUUAAGAUUCAGAAAAAUACAGACAACUGAUUGUAUGACUGCUGGGAUAUUUUUAACUGUCUUUUCCCCUUUUGGCUCUGAGGGGAUGGAAUUUGCAGUUCAGAACCUAAAGGAAUGUAAUACAAAUACAGUCUGCUCCCUGGAAAGAAAACUCCUCACGUUCUAUGCCUUAAUACCACACUUCUGAGAGCUUUCAACCGUAGGACCAUUUUAAAAAGGUCACCUAAGGCAAUCAAAUGCUGAAAGAUGGGUGCAGUAUCUCACAACAACAUUAAAGAAACAUGGUACCAAGCUUAAAAACAAAAGGCAAAUUAUUCUGUUUUUUUAAAACAGAAAAUUCUGAAUAUAAAUGUUUAUUUAUAUGGGGAUUCAGGAGGAAGAGUUACAGGGCUCAGCCACCUGGAUUUCCAGAUGCAAUUUCUCUCCGUUCCCUCUGAGGGAGAAUAAAUAGGAUGCCAGAGGAACUGUAUUAACUUGGUUCCUGUAAAGAUGUUAAAAACAAAGGGGUUUGUAUCUUUACAAAUAAUUUCUUACAAUUAUUCAUCACUUGCUCUGGACAACAGCCAAAGUAUCGUGAUGCCUGGGGAUCACGUGGGGAAAGGUGUCUCCGGGAGGUUCUGUGUGCAUUUGAUUGAUCACAGCUUGUGUGGAGCACCAGCUUUUGCUCAAAUUAGCACUAUAGUGAAGGCAUGGCCACUGUCUUUGUGAACUUGAGAAAAUAUUGGUUGAUGUUCUGCACUAAAGCAGUCUCUCCUGCCUUGAGGACCAUUGGGGUUGGGCAGUAGGAGGAGGCCUUUACUCAAACUGUAUUCCAGGCUCCUCACGUAGUACAAGGAUGUCUUUUGAGGAAGGCAGAUUUGACUCACUUCAGCCAAUGUGCAGCACUGGGUGCUUGUGACACCUUAAGACUGGCAAAGAAAUCCACCCCUGCCUGUAGCCUCCAGCAAACCCCUUUGGCCUUACACCCUUUGCAGUCCCCAUGGCUAACAUGUCUUCUGGCAGCACAGCAGAGAAUUUUUAAUUUAGCAUUAGCUUUGGUAAUGGCAAGGGAGAGUUGGGAGGGGUGAGCUGUGCCUCUGGUGGGUCAUCCCCCAUCUGUCCUGUGCAGUCUGACAAGGCAGAGAGGCAAAACCCACUGCAGAAACAUUGCAGAAAGCCUUCUCCAGUGUGCAGUAAAUGAUACUGUCAGCAUAUCCAUGGGGAUUAGGGGUAAGGCACAGCCCUUCAGUGCCUGCUGGAAUCUGGAGAGGAAAUCCACAAGGUAACAGCUGGCAUCACUUGUUCCCUUCUAGGUUUCCUUUGUCUUUGCCAAAUCCUAUUCAAUAACCAAGUCCCACCACUUGAAUAAAACCGAGAAAUGUUUAAUUCUCAAGUCCAUUGUUUUGUGAGAAAUAUUGCUGAAAGAAGGAAAGAAUUUCUUGGUCUCAUGAUUUGUGGUUACUUCUGUGGAGAGAGACACAUAAAAUAUUCAUGACAGAUCAUUUAUCUCAGCUGGGCUUUCAGGAUUCAGGUGUGUGCCCUUAGUGACAAGUUAUUAGAUGGGAUUUUAGUGCUUUGAAAUGGUUUUGUGAAGGAGGAUUGUUGGAGACCACAAAGUAAUUGAAGCAGGCUGGCCUCCAGCUGUCCCUUCUCCCGCUAGGAAGGCAAGGUGUGGCGCAGCAGAAAAGCACACGGAUUAGCUCUGUUUUCUGUAGCCUUUUCACAGCCAGGAGCCAAUAAAAUGAACUUCAAGGCAGAAGGCACAAGUGAGAGUGCAGCACAGUCUGUCUGUGAUGAAUCAUUACUUUGGGGUGACUGCUGGUUUAGAUACAGGCACGCCUCUGAAACGGCCCCGAGGCUUGGGAGCACUCCGGAAGAGCAAGAGUCCUUGGGUUUCCAGAAUGUUGGGUGAGUCAGAGCAAGAUGAAAAACCAACAGAAAACUGUUCAGGAUGUGGAGCUGCCAAGAUUCUGUGGAUUUUUAUUCACUGAUGCUUUUCUCUUGAAGAGUCUAAAUAAUUAAGCCCUUACCUCUUGUAAACUAAUCCAGCACCAAAGAUACCAGCUAAGUGACAGUGUUUUCAUCCACCAUAGAGCUGCUGCUUUAUAGAUACCUCUUGAAGCUCUGUCCUCAGGUUGCAUGGGUAGAUUUGCCUCCUGAGUAUUUAGAACAGAGUAACACUUUCUUCUUUUCGUGGCUCACAAUGCCUGCUGGUUCAAAUGGGAGUUGAGGAUAAACAAAUAUCUUUGUUCUGGUCACCUUUUCUGCUUGAGAUGUCUGGGACUUGUCAGUUCAUCCUGUCAGGGGAUUUUUGCUUUAUCAGUCUGCUGCAUCCCUGUAGGAAGCAGUCCUGCCGCUUGCAGAUUUUUUUUUUGUAGGUUUGCCUAAACAUUGCCUGGUACCAGGUAAAAUAACUGUUCUGGCUAAAUCGUGUUGAGAGCUGUGGAAAAGUGUGGUCCUCAUCCAUUUUACAUCUUGUUUCAGGCCUCCAGAUGAAUUCUUUCAGCACUGCUCAGUCUGGAAGGUAGCACCGUUCUUUUUACAUACCAGUCCUGAUUCUCCAGACUGCAGAGGCAUGAAAAUCAAUGUAGUGGUAGAAUUAAGUCUUCAGCUAGAAAGAAAAUGUUUACCUUAAUGUUUAUAAGCAGUACUUGGAUUAUUUUAAAUUGAUAAUCUGACUUGUUUUUAUUGUCUAAAAAGUUGCAUCUCAUCCUUGAUGAUGUUAACUAAAGAAGGUUUCAGGGGAAGUGAAGGUGGAGGCUUCACUGGAUUUUCUGCUGUCUGUGUAAUGAAGCUCAAGGCAUAUUGAAUAUUUAAACUGCCAUAACUUAGACCUGGAAAAACUGUAGAGCCAAGUUCUUAAUGUGUGAAUUCGCUUUCCACCAAUUCCUAUUGAUUUUUUUUUUUUCACCUUAGGCAAUGACAUUGACUAAUUUUACUUUGAUCACAGUUAGUUUAUAGGAACUUUCUUUGCUCCAGUUUGCAAGAGCUGAAUGCAGUUGUUCUUUGUUUUAUUCCACCAGAAUUCCACUAUGUUUGUCUUGACCUUGGCUCUUAUGAUACUGAAAGCUUUUUAGAGAAAGAUGAAUUUAAUCUGAUUUAGUGAUAACACAGCACAGUGCUGAUCACAAAAUUGAAGUUCAUGAUUAGCUCAUAUAUUCUUUUCAACUCUUUUUCCUUCCCAUACUCCUCCCUCCCCCAUACCAUUAACACUGUCCCCUAUAGCAUAUCCAGUCAUUUUUAUCCACUGACAGGAGCAGCACCUUGCAUUAAGCUCUACCUGAGGACUCAAGGACGAAAAUACCUGUGGAAUACAAGGAGCUCCAGAGCAGGUUGAGAAAGGUCAAUUUGGUUACCUUGUAUUAAUUUUCAUGCAGUGUUCUAGACAUGUUACUGUUGGGCAGAGCUUAUUCAGGAGAGUGUUUUCAGAGACAUGUUAAAGCUUUGUGAGAGGAACAAAGUAACAGCUCAAGCUCUUGCAGUGCUUCUGCCAUCAAUGUCAUGGUCUAGCAUCAGAUUUUGUGGGGAGUAAACUUGAUUUUGCAUGUUUGGUCUUGUGUACUGACUUAAGAGUUGUCAUUCAGAGUUAAUUUCCACUUUUUUUUUUUUCCUUUUUCAGUAGGGAGAUGCCCACAAUGGAAUGAAACUUGGAGCACAGAAGGCUAGGGACCUGUAUCUAAGCAAGUGAGAGCAUCUGACCUGAGCUCUCAUGCAGUGUGGUGUGGAGCACUUUUCCCUGCCUGCUGGGGAUGUUCACUUGGUGGUUGAGCUUUUCAUCUGUGUUAGCAAGGGGGUAUUUAUUUGGUGUCACUGGUGUGUGCUAGUGUGUAGGUGAAUGUCAAAAUGUAGGGUGAAAGGAGAAGUGUUUCCCUGCUAUACCUGGGUUUGGGCAUCUUGGAUGACAAAGUUUUCACUUAGCUGUAGUUCUGUACCUUUCCUUAGAGAAUCCACACACAAGGUAAAAACUUCUCAGCAACAUAAGAAGAAUUCCCCAUGCAGCUGCCUUUGUUCCUUGCCUCUGAGGAGAACCCAGCUCUGCCUCCUCUGCAUGUUGCAAAUAGCUGGAAUUGCUGCAGGAGGUCACUGUGAGUCUUGUACUGGGGAGCCCAAACACAGAGACAAUGCUGCGGACAUGAUCUGGAGAAUGCUGGAUGGGUUGGAAGAGAAUCAUUUUCCUUGGCCUGAUAGCUACACUUUUGCCAGUACUGCCCAGUACCUGUUUGGUCUCUUCUGCAAGACAAGUUUAAAAUGUAAGGAACAAAUCACAGAGUGAACUGGAUUUCAUUUGUGCAGAUGUAACCAUGUUGUCCCUCACUUCCAAGGGACAGUCCUAGCUUGGGUCUUUUUGAGCAGGAAGCAGCACUGAAGGAUCCUGAUCAUUUUUAGAGAUACCUGUGCUUUAUCUUAUCAAGUGAUAGUUUCAAUCCAAUGUGGAACUUGCCUUGAGUUUCUACCUGCUUCAAAAUCUUUGAGGUUUUUUAGGUCCUGCUGCUAAUAAAUUGGACUAGGGCAUUAAGAAUGAACCUCUAAAGGAACAGGACUUGCUUCAUAAUUCUCCUUAGUUGCACACUGAGUUUUCGAGUUUGUAAAUGCCAUCCUUCAGUAAAUGAUCUGUCUUCUCUUGUCAGCCAGUCUCUUGGGUAGCUCCUGUUUCUGCUCCUCAUCAGUUUUCCCCCUCUAUUUGUCUGUCAACUCCAGAGUCCUUUAAUCCAACUCCUAAUUUAAUUCCAUUGCUUGAAGGUCUGCAUCUGGCAAGGAUUUUUGUGUUGCAGUUACAUGAGUAAACAAUCUGUUGUAGAACUUUUCGUGUCCUGGGUGAAAAAUUAAGCCCUAGCUGCUGCUAUUAUAGCAUACACUACUGCUGGAAAGUGUAGCUUCCAAUGGAGCCAGCUGUGCUGCAGAAAACAGUUACACUACAAGGUCAUCUGGAUUGCUGGAGCUGAUGGGGUUGGGAGGCGAUGCCUUCUUGCAUGUUGAUCUGCACCUGAUGAAAACGCAGCUGGGGAAUCUCUGGGCUGUGAUUUGUUAUGUGAUCAGCAUCUCUCUCUGCUGGGUGGGUUGUUUGCAGCUCAGUGCACGUGUUUGUGCAUACAGGUGUGGAUACAUCCCCAUGCCAUAAUCAGCAGUGGGAAUUUAAUAGCUGUGAGGGUGGGCUUUCUCUGUUAGGGUGUCUUUCAUGGGGCAAUAAUACACCAGGGAGCAUUUUACUUUGGCCUGAGCAAGACAUUUUGAAAAAUACUUGGUUUUCUUGGAGCACUAUAUUUAAAUUCCAAAUUUUGAAUCAAUUUUUGACGUUUGUAUUUAUAUGUUCGGAAAAUUCUUUUGAUACCUUUUCAAUUUACCAACACUGAAUUAAAACCUUUCAGAAUGUAUGGUUGGUCCUCUCCUUAUGUGUCACUUUAAGUUUCAGAGCACGAGGGUGGUUGUGCCAAAUCUACCCCUUUGCUCUCAAGACAAAAAAAAAAAAACAUUGACAAUUCAUGGGUGGCAGCUAAGGAAGAAACCCUUUAAAUAUUUUUUUUUUCAGAGAAUAUUAAAUUAGAUCUGUGUAAACAUGAAAUCUAUAUUUAUUAAUGUGUGAGUGUGUAAGCGUGUGUGUCAAUGUAGAUAUAUAAAUGGUCCAUGACUAUUUCUUUCUCUUAAAUGGUACUUACACAGACUUUUAUACAGUGUGUUGGUAAAUUCCUGUACCAGGCACUGACUCUGAAAGAACGAUUAACCUAUUUUUGUAAUGAAUGUGAGCAGCCAGUGGAAGCAGCUUUACUUCAGUGAUUGCUUUCAUUCCUCUCGCAGAGCAGAAGAGGCAAUUUGGUACUUGCAUCUUCCUUGUGUAGGAUCCCUGCUUCUGGCUUUGUCCUGCUUUCAGCAACCCCAGUCCACCCUGCUUUUCUGGCAAGAAAACCCCCAAAUGGCACUAGUGAAAGCUGGAAUCCUUUUUUGUCUGCAGUUCUCUCUAGAUGCAGUAUCAGGGAGUUCUUUACAGAUUCUGCUCUGUAAGUAAUGGGACCUUAUUUCUAACAGAAGAGAUUUAUGGGUGGUCCAUGAGGAUGCUGUAAGGCUGAGGAAUUCCUCCCUGUCAGGUGGCUAAGCUAACAGUGGGGCACUAGGAAAUAGUUUCUUUUCCUCUGUGGUGAGAUUAUUUUCCUUUUAUCAUGCUUCUGUCUCUUUGUGGGGUGAUGGUGUCUAUAUCCCCUUAAAAACAAGCACAGAAGAGUUUUUCUAAUGUUUCCCUUCACAGGGAGUAAAUUUUACUUAACUGGCCAAAGUUCAGGUGUGGUUUAAUUCCACAAGGAUCACUAAACUCACAGAAGGGUGUAUUUUGAACCACUUGGAUCUUUUUAGAAUAAAAGCAGGUGAUAUUUGACUAAUCCUAAUUGCUCUUCCAGAAGCAGAAAUUCUCUAUGAGGAUCUGAGUGGAAGCUUCACCUCAGCAAUCACUGGCUGCUGAUGGGGCUUCAGGGAGGACAAGGGUUGGUGAUAGGAAGAGUGACCAGAAUAGGAGCAGUGAAAGGAAGCAGCUUUCCUCCUCAUCCAGCAGAAAACAGCCCCUGUGAAACCCAGACUUCCCCUAAUAUUUUGUUGUUGCCUUGUGUCUGCUGCCAAGUUAUGCUGUGAUCUGGAUCUCUGUCCUGCUUCUACCCCACCUCAGUUUCACUUAAAGCAGUCUGAGGCAGAGCCUUCCUUAAAGCUAAAGGCAACAGUGAGGAGAAAUGUCUGGUAGCUGAAGAAAAAUGAGAUUUAAAUGGAGCAGAAAAAGUGAGAAUUCCUUCUGUUUCACUGUCUUGCUGCUAAAAGUCUGGUGCAGAACAUCCUGAUGUUCUGCUGAUUUAUAUGCUGCUCUUGGGAGGUGGGCAGGCUGCUAAGUUGGCUCUGUAGCAAUUGAAUUACUGUAAACCUGAACUUGCUUAAUCUCUCCUUUUUUUCUCCCUCAAAUGGACUUGAAGUAGAGGGAACCAGAGUAUUGUUUGUAAGAUCUUUUUGCUUUAAUAGAAAACAGAAUGUAAAAAAAGAAAAAAAAAGCAACAAAAGCAAAACCAAACUCAUUCAAAUACAGUGAUACAGAAAAUGGCUUUAAAAUAUGAAAAUCUUACAAGACCAUAUGUUGUGUUGGGUUCUGAACAUGCAGUUUGUGCUGGGGAGGCUGGCCUUGUCCAGCCUGCCAGCCAACCUCCACGUAGCCAAAAAGAGCAUUUUAAGAGUCUGUAGCUAUCCAAAGGACUGUUAUCCAAAGGACUGAUAAAAGCUGUUUAGGGAUAAAUCAAAAGCUGUGUGUGAGCAAUGGAUGGUAAAGCUGGAAAUUCAGAUCCAACUCUGAAUAAUUGCUCUUAGUAAAAAACAGAUUCAGAAAAAUCCGACUCUUCCCCUGUUCUGCAGAUGCUCAUUCCCACCGAGUCCCCGGGGAAGGCUGGGAGGAGAACCUGAAAUACCUCAAUGGCUUCACAGAAGGGUUUGCUACAGAGAUCUGGGCCAGCCUUACCCCUUUCACCUCGGUUUGGCACUUAUUUUAUAAAAUAAGAAGGUGAUUGAAAGGGGAAACUAAAGCCAUGCUUGCAUUUCAGUUCCUGGUGUUGCCUGUGCAAGACACCUCCAGCCAGAUGUUUCGAGGUUUGUGGGGUUGUUUUUUUUUUUUACAGCUGAUAUCAAAAGUUGUUGUUUUACUUUUUUUUUUUUUUUUGUGACUUGUUUUCGUUAUCAGUGCUUUUUAAAAAGCAGGUGUGUAUCCCAAGGGGGGAAGCUCCAUGUGGGGCAGUGGAUGUGAAGUUCAUGUUCUUUCUCUGGCCAUGUUUGCAGCGCUGCUCCUGUGAGAUGUCCAAGGCAGCCGUGGCUCCCACCAGUGUGUGGGAUCCUGCAUCCGAGGAGCAGGACCUGUGUUUCCACAUCAAAUGGGAUACAGUGGUUUUGUUUGUUUGUUUUUUUAAUAUAGAGCCAUACAUUUUUUAAGUAAUUUGAGAUCUGAAUGUGAUUUCUAAUGUAUCAAGAACGUUAAUAUUUUAAAGCUAUAACAAAGGUUUAAAUUUCUACUUUUUUUUUUUUUUUUUUUUUCAUUUAUUUUAACUGUUCUGUUACCUUAAUUUGAUGUAUGUGGUUGGGGAAUGUUGCUUCUCCUCUUAGCAUUUGUUUCUAUAACCAGAAAUAAAAUUAUAUAUGAAAGAGAAAA